Molecule: messenger RNA, 351 nt
Organism: Dibothriocephalus latus
Lineage: Eukaryota; Metazoa; Platyhelminthes; Cestoda; Diphyllobothriidea; Diphyllobothriidae
Source: the annotation of a GenBank genome assembly
AUGCCCUUCAGUGAUCCAGUGGUGCCCGAGGAAGCCGAGCAGAGAUCCCUCUACGACACGCUAAUUGAGAGUUCCUCCACCAUGCCCACCAUCCUUCAGCAGCUUGCAGACCAUGCACACUUGGAGGAAUCCGUCUGCUCCUUCUACUCCACUCUCGUGCUCACUGGAGUCUAUCAGGAAAUUCAUCCGAACCUGCCCCAUCUGCCCAACCUACGGGUUCCCAACUUCGUGGCCCAAGAUGUCGAGGAGGCUAUAAAAUACAUCCUCUUCCUGGAGGGUGAGCUCAAGGAGCCUGUCCAGGUGACGCGUUCCUGCCCCUACCUCGACGACGAGAAUGACUACCACGACUAG